Messenger RNA from Jaculus jaculus (lesser Egyptian jerboa), 3402 nucleotides. It is a transcript of the gene Hapln4, whose product is annotated as hyaluronan and proteoglycan link protein 4. Bases 1 to 1389 code for a protein of 462 amino acids. Gene Ontology annotation, biological process: cell adhesion. NCBI's taxonomy places the organism in Eukaryota, Metazoa, Chordata, Mammalia, Rodentia, Dipodidae. The transcript is spliced from 6 exons. Gene Ontology annotation, molecular function: hyaluronic acid binding. The record is from RefSeq and is a predicted model, not a curated record.
AUGGUAGUCAAUAUAGAGGAAGCUUCAGCAAAAAUGCAGACUCCAGGAUUGCGUCGCCAGGGGACAAAUCGGCCACCCAGUGAGCGCAUGCGCAGUCGGGACAUGCAGGGGCUGCUCCGCCGGGGCAGCGGGCAGGAUGGUGAGUGCAGGCGGGAGCCGGGUCUGGGUUCCACGCGCCUGGAAGCGUGCGUGCGGGUGGCUCUCGGUCCCCGCGCACUCUGGGCCGCCGCGUGGGGGCUCCUGCUGCUCGGCGCGCCGGCGGGGGCACAGCGCGGCCGCAAGAAGGUCGUACACGUGCUCGAGGGCGAGUCGGGCUCCGUGGUGGUGCAGACGGCGCCGGGACAGGUGGUCAGCCACCGCGGAGGCACCAUCGUCUUGCCCUGCCGCUACCACUACGAGGCGGCCGCUCACGAUCACGACGGCGUCCGUCUUAAGUGGACAAAGGUUGUGGACCCGUUGGCCUUCGCCGAUGUCUUCGUGGCCCUGGGUUCCCAGCAUAGAGCCUUCGGUAGCUACCGCGGGCGGGCUGAGCUGCAGAACGACGGACCUGGAGAUGCCUCCUUGGUCCUCCGAAAUGUCACCCUGCAGGACUACGGCCGCUAUGAAUGUGAAGUCACCAAUGAGCUGGAAGAUGACGCUGGCAUGGUUAAGCUGGACCUGGAAGGUGUGGUCUUCCCAUAUCACCCCCGUGGAGGCCGUUACAAGCUGACCUUCUUGGAGGCACAGCGUGCAUGCGCAGAGCAGGACGGUAUUCUGGCUUCGGCGGAGCAGCUGCAUGCGGCCUGGCGCGAUGGCCUGGACUGGUGUAACGCGGGCUGGCUGCGCGACGGCUCGGUACAGUACCCGGUGAGCCAGGCUCGGGAGCCCUGUGGCGGCCUGGGCGGGGCCGGGAACACCGGGGCCGGCGGCGGCACCAACGGGGGAGUGCGCAACUAUGGAUAUCGCCAUAAUGCUGAGGAACGCUACGACGCCUUCUGCUUCACAUCCAACCUCCCGGGGCGCGUGUUCUUCCUGAAGCCUCUGCGGCCAGUGUCCUUCGCGGGAGCGGCGCGCGCAUGCGCGGCGCGCGGCGCAGCUGUGGCGAAGGUGGGGCAGCUGUUCGCAGCGUGGAAGCUGCAGCUGCUGGACCGCUGCACGGCGGGCUGGCUGGCCGACGGCAGCGCGCGCUACCCCAUCGUGAACCCGCGCGCGCGCUGCGGAGGUUCUCGGCCCGGUGUGCGCAGCCUCGGCUUCCCCGACGCCUCCAGGCGCCUCUUCGGAGUCUACUGCUACCGCGCGCCCGGCGCACCCGACCCUGCUCCUGGGGGCUGGGGCUGGGGCUGGGCCGGCGGCGGAGGCUGGGCUGGAGGCGCACGCGACCCUGCUGCCUGGACCCCGCUGCAUGUUUAGCACCCAGGAGGAUCCACGGCUAGGGGUGUCCUGUGGCCGCCUGAAGACGGACCAUGGCCCUUCCCCAGGCUCUCCAGAAGCGGGACACGCCCCUGCGGUGCGUUGCUGUCCAACCUGACCUCUUUAGGUCCUAGGAUGGAGACUGACCACUCACCGUGAGGUCCCUGGAAUUUGGCCACAUUCCUUAUGUAUGAUCUCUUAGAACUGACAACGCCCCUGGAGUCCUCUGAGACUGGCCAAGCCACCUCUUUGGACAGUGUCUCCCUGACUUUGUCCAGAAGAGCCACACCCCCUGGAGGAUCCCAGCAGGCCACACAGCAGGUCCAAUCAUUUCCUGAAGACAGUCUACCCUGUGGCCUCCUGGAAAUAUGGGUCACUCCAUGCAGUCACCUGGAGGCUGGACCCCCGGGAUUAUCUUGGAAACUGACCACAUACCCUCCACAUUUCCCUGGAAAACCAGUCCUUUCUAGUAACCUUCACACUGAAUUCCUUUCCCCAUAUCACCUCAGGGUUGCCCGGUGACAACGGCCCUGUGCACACAGGGAGAAGUGAACUCAGCUUUUUUUGUUUCCCCUUAGUGACCUGAGACGGGGUAUUACCAUUCUUCCCAAGUCCUUUAAAGUUUCUAGGUUAACAGGACAUGUCCCCAGGUAUCUUUCAGGAAAGCCCUACCCUUCCAGUUUCAUUACAGAACAUGUCCUAGCAGACUUGCAGGAGUGGCAGCAAUGACCCUCCCUCAGGGUGUUUCUCUGGACAGAGAGCAAACCUGCCCCACUGUCCCUUCUCCGGGCCUCUGGUUGUGCUGUCACCAAAGAGAUCGGUUCCUUUGGACCCCAGGGACUCAUGAGAACAUUGUCACUUUGUUAUAGAGACCACCUGCUCGGCUUCUCAGUGUCACCAGGGCCUGGAAUCCAGCUUCUAUCUGUUCCUUAAAAAUCGCACACUCCUUCCCUCAUCAGUCCCACCAUUGGUGAUGGUGCCACAAAUUAUAACCAUGGAUACCCAUGCUUUCCAUCUCAUCAGCCUUUAACCCAGACACCUAAAACCCCACUGCUGGCUGUCCCCACCCUAACCCACCACGAUGGAGAUAGCGAGACAGCUCUUAACCCUGAGUGGACUCAGGGCCGCCCAAUCAUUUGAUUCUUCCACUGUCAUCAUGGUAAUAAGCUGCCCCUUUCCCAAGGCGCAUUUUGCCAUCUCCUUGCAACUGCCCAAGCUCCACCCCCAGCUGAUUUGAGCCCCAUCACUGUUGCCAUGGAGACUCAAACUCGCUUAAGGUAACAGAACACCUGUCCCCCUAGGUUUUCCCUCCAUAACAAGGUCUCAACCCAAGCUGUUGCCAUAGAGAUUGACAAUGUAUUCUCCAUGACAACCCACCUCCCUACUCUCAGGAACUUAUUCCCAUGGGCUAGAUGCCCCUGGGUGCUUCCCAAUGGGACUGCCAAGGGGCUACCUCUUAGCCAGAUGAGCCUAGCUCCAGACUGGACUGGGUUUCCAGAGCUGCUGUGGGCACAUUUGCACGCAAACUAUGUGCCACACAGCAGCUGUGCAUGAGACACCCUUGCAAACCACUCUUCCACUGCUUUUAUUACCAUCUUGCAGACAAGGAAACAGCUAUAGCAAUCCCUGCCCUUUGAGUUACUCAAACCCUGAGCUCUCCUCUUCCCCUUUCCUUCCUUCAAAGGUUAGGUAUUCCCGAAACAGCACAAUCCAAAAGGUUCUGAGGGCAAUGUGUAGGUCAGGACCUAGCCAGACUUUCAAGGGUUGAGAGACAGUCCACAGACAAAGCCCUCAGCCCUCAGCCCUGAGGUCCUGCCUGGUAGGCUCCUGUCAUUCAUCUUUGCAAAACCCAUCUCUGAGUUUAGGAACCAGGGCAACUUGGGCUUGAUCUGUGUGACCAAGUGACAAAAUGUGUCCAGGCUGUUUCCUUCUCUACCAGGGUUGUCUUGAGCCCCCACGGCUGCAAAUCUUACUGCAAGGGUUCAAUAAACCUUCCUUUUGUGAAUGAGAAAA